Messenger RNA from Aureobasidium vineae, 1689 nucleotides. Lineage: Eukaryota; Fungi; Ascomycota; Dothideomycetes; Dothideales; Saccotheciaceae. The record is from the annotation of a GenBank genome assembly.
AUGAUUCGCAAAGUCGAUGACUUCAACGCCUUUACUGUUCGCGAAGAUCAAGGCACUAUCGGUUACGAUACCGAACAGAGUCGAGUAGACACCAUUCAGCAGCUGGUCGAGCCUUAUGGACAGGCUCUCAUCGACCUGUACUUCCGCAUCAUCCACCCAUCAUUUCCCAUUCUCCACAAAGGUGUCUUCCUUGAGAAGCACGCACGUUCCUAUCGCGAGUUUUCGCCUGCCCUUCUUGCGGCCGUCUACCUUCUUACUACCAAUUACUGGAGAUGCUCGCCAGCCCUAGCGACUAAGCCCAAGCCAGAUGCCAAGCGGCUAUACGAACUAGCAAUAGAGUCUUACGACCUGACAAUCUAUCGUCCGAAGCUCUCGUCGGUCCAAGCGGGUUUACUGCUCGCACAAUACGAAUGCUUUGAUUCUGAUGUUAUGAGUUGUGGCUCUAGAGGCAAGCUCACAGCGCAGCUGGUCGCAAUGUCGCAUACCAUGGGCCUUCAUCUAGAUUGCUCAAGAUGGGAUCUGCCCGCUUGGGAAAUCAGCUUGCGUUGUCGUCUUGCCUGGGCCAUAUAUGUUCAGGACAAAUGGGUAGCUCUUAUCGAAGGUCGACCAGCUUUGGUUUCAGACUGUGACUGGCUCGUACCACUCUUACAGCACAAGGACUUCCCAGAACACGAAGAGCACAACGAGGAAGGUAGCUCGGAAGUUGAGAAAAGCCGGAUCAUCUUCAUCCAAAUGAUUGAUCUUACACGAAUACUCUCUGAUAUUCUGGAAGGGAUUUUCAGCUUGCGCUCGCAUCACGCUAUACAGAUAUCAGCAGAUCCAGUUGGAACUCUAUUGAGCAGAGUGCAGCCUUUGCAGCGUCGGCUCGGUGCUUGGUUCGAUUCGUCUAUGGGGGUCCUGUGUCUGGAACGAGCUUCGACCAUGAGAUUAACUUGUAUAGGUAAGUGUCGUCGAUCCCAUGUACUCAGGCACUCGCCUCUGACCAUCUCCNNAGGAUACCUGAGACUUGCUUAUCUUGCUGUCGAGGUCAGCCUGCAUCGACGUAUCAUAUGCCAAGUCAUGUCUUCUCCAUCGGAUCCAAACACGGCUGGGGCCUGCCGUGUCGCCGCUAAGCAAAGAUGGCUAUCUGCACUCGAGUUCGUGGAUAGUCUAAAAGCACGCCACCUCAAAUCGUUCUGGUAUUUUAGUUCGACUGCCUGCUUGACAUUGCUCAUCUCCUUCGGCAAUGUACUUGUUGGCUCGGCUUUCGACUCAUCCGAGGAACAAUUCUAUCUCGACAAGCUCAAAGAGUUUCGAUGGACCCUAAAAAUCAAUGGCGAAAUGGGCGCGAAGUUCAUGAAUGCAGCUAUUAGAUCGAUGAUCCUCGAUCCCAAGGAAAUUCGCAAGCCCGAGCCUCCUGUCACCAGCUCCGUUCCCAGUCCUGUGUCGCGGUCCGAGUCAAGUUUUGGCACCUCUUCACAUAACGCAUUCAGGAACAUGGCCAUCCAACCCAGUCAAACCUCUCUGGGAUCCUCUGGUGUUGGAUCAGGCUGGGUCAAUCCAACAACAUACGCUAACCCACCAGUGUUCGCUGGAUUCAAUCCCGGUAUGCCUGUGCAAGUACCUUACAUGUCUGGUUAUGCUUGGGCACCGCCUUCCUUCGAGAAUGGUCAGCCGGCGAACGACUAUCUUGACCACAUGCCUGGCUGA